GCAUAUUGUACCUACAACUAAGAGAUAAGCAACCACUCAUAACAAAACAAACACAAGCUUAUUAGAAAGGGUUGUUUGAGUGUUGAGAGUGACACUUGAAAAUCAUUAAAAAGAGAAAAUGGGAGCUAAGAGGUCAUCUACUAACUCAUUUUACAACAUGUUCAAGUCAUGUUUUUCAAGUGGGAAUAGGUAUGAUGAGUAUUGGGAAGGUAGUGGAAGUGGAAGAAGGAUUUUUGCAAGUGAUGAAGACAGAGCACAUUGGGUUGCAGAGCCUGGCAUUGACAGAAAAGCUUCUGAUUUCAUUGCUAGAUACUAUGCCACACGAGUCACUGACUCUGAGCAAAAAUUUGCAUCUUGAAAUUGAAUUUCCACAUUGCUUCCAAUUCAUGCAAGUAGUUAUAAAUGCUUUGUGAAUAAUGAUAUUGUGAUCACUGUAUCAUUCAAACAAGUCAUUAACACUCUUAAUUUCUCUCUUUCUUUGUAUUCUUAUCAUAUCAUAUAUCAAUGUCACACCUAUCAGACUUAAUUUCUCUCUUUUUUCUCUCUCUUUACUUUUCAAAUAGAUUUGUGGUAUCCACAAAUCAAUUUUGUUUUCUGUGUUUUACUCAGAGCAUUUCUACUUUUUGGUUCUCACCAGUUGUACUCAUUAGUCAUUUGGUAGUAGUGAUAUGUGAUUGGGGGUGUAGAUC
Messenger RNA from Cajanus cajan (pigeon pea), 689 nucleotides. The record is from RefSeq and is a predicted model, not a curated record. Lineage: Eukaryota; Viridiplantae; Streptophyta; Magnoliopsida; Fabales; Fabaceae.